Messenger RNA from Sphaeroforma arctica JP610, 789 nucleotides. RefSeq lists its product as hypothetical. The transcript is spliced from 5 exons. Lineage: Eukaryota; Ichthyosporea; Ichthyophonida. The coding region runs from base 1 to 789 and encodes 262 amino acids. The record is from RefSeq and is a predicted model, not a curated record.
AUGGAAGCACUGCCUUUUACAGUGGAAAGUGUCCACAAAGACUCUGAGUUAGUGGGCACAGGAAUCAUGAGCAUCCGAGAUUUGCACCUGGAACUGAAUAUGAUAGGAAAGGAGCGCAUUGCACGGGAUGCAAGAUCCACAAUUUCGGCCAAGCUAGCCCUGAACAAAGCCAAAAUAUCGGCAGAAGCAUACCAGAAACCAAGAGAUUUGGUCACGUAUGAAUUCGGAGAGGUGCGGAAUAAGUCCAGCAUGACCACUGUGCAUUUGAAAGCACCCGAAUAUCAUCCCAUCGGCCCAUUCGAUACUCUUCAGCUGGAGGUGUUCGUUAAGUCACCCCUGGCUACUGUCAAACGCACCUCCUCUGCGACGCCCAAGAUGUUCCAGUGGGUUAAGAAGACGAAGAAAACCCAAAGUCAUAUGGAACUGGACUUGCCAGGUGACUCUAUGUCCGUGGACAAGUUACUAGGCGAAGCAUCCCUGUCGGUCCUGUCUAUUCUGAACAACCUGGACACCACCCACGGCUUCAGCUCACAGUUCCGCAGUACCAACAACUGCCUGUUGCUCAAGCCAUACACGUACAAAGCACGCGUGACGGUGUAUGUGAAGGACGCCUUCAAGGAGGGGUGGCUGGAUGUGCAGAAGAACACUCCCACCCGCAUUCAGCAAUGGGAAUUGUGCUACGCAGUGCUGAGUGGGACCAACUUCUCGCUAUUCCGCGAACCGCCAAGUGAAGGAAAAGUAGCUGUUCCUAUGGAAACUCUUAACUUGCUGCAAAUCAAGGUCAGCUGA